This is a messenger RNA of Bactrocera tryoni, 524 nucleotides long. RefSeq lists its product as uncharacterized. Lineage: Eukaryota; Metazoa; Arthropoda; Insecta; Diptera; Tephritidae. The coding region runs from base 63 to 497 and encodes 144 amino acids. The transcript is spliced from 3 exons. The record is from RefSeq and is a predicted model, not a curated record.
UGAACCGGUGCAACUUUCCAGAGUGAAAUCUUUUUAAGAAACUCUACAGUUGGCUUGUGACAAUGUCACCACCUACGAGUUCUCAAGUGAAGGAGAUACCGGAUUGCCGGCAGUUUGCGAACACAACAACAACAGCAGCGAAAACAACGCCAGAACCAUUUGUUGCCAAUCGAGUCUUGCACUUUUUUUGCGAUUUCUUUAAACUUGCGAGUUUGGUCACAGGAUUCUUUGGAACAUGGAUAAUUUAUUUCAAUAAACAAUUUUGGAAAAACAAGCACAUCACUCUUUGUAGUAUUUGUGCUAUUAUUACCUUUUGCCUGGUGUUCGUGGCGUCGGUGGCAGCAUUUAUACAAAUUAAGAGGAUUGAAAUUCUGGACAUUCAUUUAUUGAAAUUGGCUUACGAAAAAAGACAAAAAAAUAAAAUAUUCCGAAACCAGAAGAGAGCGAGUAUGAAACGAGGUAAAAGCAAACCAAAAAAUUUUCCCAACAAGAAAUAAAUAUCUGUAUUUUUAAUAAAGUAAUUC